Drosophila willistoni is the source of this 1822-nucleotide messenger RNA. Its product is annotated as F-box only protein 33. The transcript is spliced from 5 exons. Gene Ontology annotation, molecular function: protein binding. Gene Ontology annotation, biological process: positive regulation of protein ubiquitination; SCF-dependent proteasomal ubiquitin-dependent protein catabolic process. The coding region runs from base 220 to 1587 and encodes 455 amino acids. Gene Ontology annotation, cellular component: SCF ubiquitin ligase complex. Lineage: Eukaryota; Metazoa; Arthropoda; Insecta; Diptera; Drosophilidae. The record is from RefSeq and is a predicted model, not a curated record.
AUCUUGACGGACAUCUAAAUGACGACGAAUUUUUUGCUGUUAAAAUCGAAGUAAAAUAAAUUCAAUAUAAUUUUCAGUUUUUUUCCCCUCCCAAGUUAAGCAAUUUUUCGGUGCUGGUGAAGUUGUAAUCCAUUCUGUGUGUGUGUGUUUGUGCAUGUAUUAGGCAACGGCAACUCCCGCGAAUAAUACAAAUACGUUAACCAGUCGAAGUUAAGAGUUAUGAAUUUAAGCCAACCACAAUGGUAUUCCCUACCAGCGGUGGCAUUAACUCAAAUUUUUGAUUAUCUGGAUCCAGUUUCCCGAAGAUCAGCGUCAAGUGUCUGCUUUUUCUGGCGGCAAUGUCUAUUUCAAAAACGUUACUUUAAGAACUUUCGCUUUCAACUUGAUGUGGCACACGAUGAUCAAUUGGCGUUCUUCCAUCGUAGUAUGGCCAAUUUGGCCAAAGAGCUGGUCAUAGUCUUCGAUUUUCAUAAUGCUUUUCACAUACAAAAAAUGCGACGGCUACUGUACAAAGUGGCACGCUGUGAUAACAUCCAGGCCUUGCGUUUCCAAACCCACAAUGUUGGCCUUGUGGCCGCUGGGAGUAUGCAUAGUGAACAUUUGGUGGCCAUAGAACAAUGCUUUGUUGAGCCUUUAAAGUUAUUUGUAGGGCGCAAGCGUCAAUCAUGCCAGAUACUGGAUUUGGGUGCCAUUGAGGCUCUGACAUAUUAUGGUCAAGAUUUUCUCAAAGCCAUGGGCAAGCCUCAGGAGUUAAGACAACUAACUUUGGCGAGCAUUAAAUAUGAUCCUAGUCAUUAUCCCAUCUUAACGCUGGAUACAACUUUAAUGCAGAAAUGUGCUGCCUUGCAUGUGCUAUCUCUGGAUUAUGAUACACUAAGUGAUGAUUUGUUGCACACCAUUCAAGUGCUGCCCUUGAGUAAAUUUCUAAUUGUUGUCCAUGGUCUGGAUAGCAAUGAGGAGCAGCAGGCUGUUGUCUCGGAGACAGCUUGGGCAAAUUUUUCAGCCCAUUUCAAUAGUAUCCGUCUGGUGCUUACUUUGGUCUAUGCUUAUGAGGCAAUUGAAUUGCUCCAGAUGCGUAUAUUGCGACGCAAUAUGCCCGUAACGGAUGUCCGGUUGCUCUUCUGUGAGUACAUGAAUGCUGAGGCCUUGGACUGGAUGUCAGUGCAUAAUAGUGAUACACUGCGUAGCAUAUAUUAUAUUGAUUCGGCCUACAAGCAUUCCAAUAAUCGCAUGGAUUUUACACGGCACAGUUUUAUGCGACAGGAUCCAUUCGUUAUGAUGGCCUGGCGUUGCAAACAGCUUGAGGAAAUAGUGGUGCACGGCUAUGUAAUGGAUCCGCACAAUCUGGUGGGUAUUGCCAGACUUCGAGGUAGACAAUUGAAACGUCUGGAGGUAUCCAUGAUCGAUUGGUCUAGUGCGGCCGCCUUAAAUGCCUUCAAUGAGGAAAUCUGCACAUUACUGGAUCAACAGUGGGCACCCAUUAGCACGGACAAACUGCCGCCAUCGCUUGACUAUGGUCCUGUCGACUAUGAGGUUUGCGAUCAAUUUGUCUACGAAUUGCUACGCAAGGACUUAAGGAGCCACUAAAAAAAUAGAAAGAAAAAACAAACAAAAAAAAAAAAAACAACAGAGAACCAAACUAAAAAACAAAACACAGCAAUUAUCAUGACGCAUAAUUAUAGAAAAUUAAUUACUUACGUAGCUAAACAAGAAAAACAAAACAAAACAAACAAAAAAAUAGAUAAGAAAACACACGAAAAACUGAUAAUGAGAAACUCUUACAAAAUUUAAGCAAAGACUUUAAGAAACAAAAAAAAAAAAA